Oryzias melastigma (Indian medaka) is the source of this 2299-nucleotide messenger RNA. RefSeq names its product Rab geranylgeranyltransferase subunit alpha (gene rabggta). Gene Ontology annotation, molecular function: Rab geranylgeranyltransferase activity; zinc ion binding; protein binding. The record is from RefSeq and is a predicted model, not a curated record. NCBI's taxonomy places the organism in Eukaryota, Metazoa, Chordata, Actinopteri, Beloniformes, Adrianichthyidae. The transcript has 17 exons. Gene Ontology annotation, cellular component: Rab-protein geranylgeranyltransferase complex; cytoplasm. Bases 205 to 1941 code for a protein of 578 amino acids. Gene Ontology annotation, biological process: protein geranylgeranylation.
AGAGGGCGACAGAACACCGCAGACAGAAAACACAACAGUGAGUUACGUCAUUUCACUGCGACGGAAAUAAGAAAAUUGUAGUCGUUACUGACGUGACGAAUCAAAAUUCCUGGUGAAAAACAUCAACCGGACACACCGCGUGACUGAGGCCCAACCACCGCCGGUCCCUCCGAGAGGUCAACCGUCCUGCAGGAAGCAGCGAGGAUGCACGGUCGGGUGAAGGUUAAAACCACCGCUCAGCAGGAGGAGGAGAAGAGAAAGGAGCGAGAGAAGAAGCUGAAAAUCUAUGUGGCAGCACGGGAUGCCUGUUUUUCUAAGAGGAAGGAAGGAGUUUUUGACGAUGAAGCUCUUCAGCUGACUCAGCAGCUCCUGUCGUCUAACCCUGACUUUGCAACCCUCUGGAACUACAGAAGAGAGAUCCUGAUGCACCUGGAGACCAUCAGAGACGCGGAUGAGAUGCAGAAGCUCUACGAGGCAGAGCUGUCGUUUCUGGAGGCGUGUCUGAAGAUCAACCCGAAGUCUUAUGGGAGCUGGCACCACAGAGGCUGGGUCUCAACCCGUUUGCCUCGACCCAACUGGGCCAGAGAGCUGAGCUUGUGUGACCGCUGCUUGAGCCUGGAUGACCGCAACUUCCAUUGCUGGGAUUACCGCCGGAUGGUUGUGAAGGUGUCAGGCGUUCCAGCGGAUCAGGAGCUGGAGUUUACCGAUCGUCUCAUAGGAUCCAACUUCUCCAACUACUCCAGCUGGCAUUACCGCAGCACCCUGCUGCCCGCACUGCACCCGCAGGCUCCGGAGGUGUGCCGGCAGCCGCCUCUCGCCUCCUCCCCCCGCGGCCCUCAGUCCCACCGCGUCUGUGAGGAGCAGCUGCUCAAAGAGUAUGAGCUGGUUCAGAACGCCUUCUUCACCGACCCCAACGACCAGAGUGCCUGGUUCUACUACCGCUGGUUAUUAGGCAGAGCGGAGCGUGAAGAGAUGAUAAGCUGCGUCUAUGUGAGUCGGGAGGACGAGCGAGUGGCUGUGGCCUUCUCCCGGGCCGUCAACGCCAAGUCUGUGGGACUGUUGCUGGUCCUGGACGGUCAGCCUCUGCAAGUGGACUGGACGAGUGUUCAUCCACGCUUCAGGCACAGCCCAGUCUGGAUCUGUGACCUCCCUCCUGGGACCAUAAACGACGUCACCAACGAACACAACAUAACUGUGCACUGGACAGGGAACCACGCCCACCGGGACUGUGCUCUGUACACAGGCCGGACGGAGAGCUGGUGUCGGGACACUGCGACGGAUCAAGAGCUGUUCAGGAGUGAGCUUUCGGUGGAGAAGACGUCCGUGCUGCAGUCAGAGUUGCAGUCUGUCAAACAGCUGCAAGAACUGGAGCCUCUUAAUAAGUGGUGCCUGCUGACCAUAAUUCUCUUGAUGAGGGCACUAGACCCGUUAGGAUAUGAGAAGGAAACCCUCGCUUAUUUCCAAACACUGAAAGAGGUGGACGCCAUGCGUUCAGAGUACUACAGCGACCUGUGCAGCAAGUUCAUGAUUGAAAACACCAUCUUGAAAAUGGAGUAUGCUGAAGUGCGAGUCUUCAGUAUCUGUGACAGGAGCCUGACCUCUUUGUGCCACCUGGACCAGCUGUUAUUAGUCACUCACAUCAACCUGUCGUCCAAUCAGCUGCAGCGGCUGCCUCCUCAGUUUGCCAUGCUGCAGUGUCUGGAGGUUUUGGAAGCUGAUAACAACUUUUUAGAAAACCUGGAGGGAAUCUAUCACCUUCCCAGACUACAGGAAGUCUCCUUGAAGAAUAAUAAAAUCUCCUCCCUACCAGAUCUCCAGCCGCUGGCUUCCUGCUCUCAGCUAAAGCGCCUUGAUCUCCGUGGUAACCCCGUCACUCAGACGGCGAGCGUGGAGUCCGGCUUAGCGGAGCUGCUGCCCUCAGUCACAGACCUGCUGCUCUGACGGGGAGCAGGGCAGGAAUCUCCGCCAUCAGCAGUCCAUGCGGCCGUGUGUGGUCAUGAGAUGAGGAAAGUUGUGUGUGGGGUUAGGGUAGCUUUGUGUUAGUGUGUCUUAUGUUUUGACCACUUGUUUGAAAAAUCACACAAUCCAUAGAGUUGGAUGUUUCCGAGUGUGUGUGCACAUGUGGAUGGAUGUCCUUCACCUAAAUGCAUGCAGACACACUGAUCACACAGCAGCCUCAUCCUUGAACAUGUUAGCUUGAACAUGUGAGAAUGGAGUCCAGUGAGCGUCAUUUUAACGACUGACAGGACACUGUUGAACAGUAAUAAACUGCACAGGUUGUGUCUUUUCUUCCUCUGAA